AAUUCAUUCGCUGAGAUUUUACAAAUAUAUUAUUCCUAUUUAAUGUCUGUGCUGUUUAGUUAUUACACUUUUGUUUGAACUUUAAUAGUUGUGAUUAGUUAAAAGUUGUGGGUUGCUAAUGUUACACUCUCAAUCUAAGUAUCCAUUUUGUGGACAAAAAUCACCCUCGCAAUAGAAUGUUCUAAGGCCCGCUUCAGCUAUUUUUGAUUGGGUGUUCAACCAAUUUCUAUGAUACAACUCGAAGCACUACCAAAGACACAACAAAAUCAUCUUCAAUGGGAUGAAAGUAUUUUGAACAAAAUUAAAUCUAGUGUUGAUGGUUUAUUUGAGUUGAAAAUUAAAUUUUUGAAUGAAUGGGCUGAUAAAUUUGGUAUGUUAGACGAUUCAGCAAGUGAAGUUUGGAUGAAAGCUGAUAAUAUUCAUUCAAUGAUUAUGGAGUCUUGCGAACUGAAUAAAAAUAAGAAUGAAAUAAUGCAAUCAAAAUUCGAAGACACAGUAUCCAUAUUGAAAGAAUAUGAGUCAGCUUUUAUGCAUGCACCUGUACUAGACAAGGCAGAAUUCUGUUAUCAGUACGGUAAAGUGAGUUUGUGUCGUAAAUGAUGUGAUAAUGUUCUUUCAAUGAUGACAAUCUAUUCUAUAAAACUCAUAAAAUCGUUAUAUCGAGGCAAUCCACACAUACAUAUGUGACCACGUAGAUUGGUCUAAAUUCAGUCCUGAAUAUCGGCAACGGGAUAAUUUAAACCCUUAGUAAUAAUGACAUUAAAAUCAUACCCGUUGAACAAGUUGGUUGUUGUUUUGGUUCACUAGCUCAAUGGAUAACGUGUUAGGCGUUUAAAUUGAAAGAUGUUGGGUUUGAGUCCCCACGUAAAUAUUGACACUGGGAUAUGGCUGGUACAUUCAGCUAUGAUGAUUCCAUAUCAGAUAAAACACGCGUCUUUAAUCCCACCGCUAACCACAAUUCAUCUAUUCUAUGAAGCUAGAUAGGAUAAAUAAAAUAUAAGUGCACACGUUUAUUGGAUUUAAUAAAAAAAGGCGAAGGAAGGGCAAUGCCAUCAAAAGAAGUAUUGACUAUAACCUAAAGUAACAUACUGAGGAUUGUGUCAAGCAUUCUUAAAUAUAUGUGCACUAAACUCACGGAAGUGUCAGGUUAAUUAUUCCAUAUAUAUAUGGUUAUGCGAAUGAAUCUAUUUUUCUUAUAAGGAAAACUGUAAAACUUCCGGUAUCAAUUGUGAAGGUUUUUAUUUCUUGUACUCACUUAAUAACUAUAUUAAAUGCCAUACUCGUUGAAUGUAUUGUUGGUGAUAGUGACUUAGCACACGUAGUACACAGUACUCUAGUGUUGGAAACUACUAGCUUUAAAGUCAUACUAUGAGUAGGGCCACAGACGAAAAUCCAUUUAACUGAUUAAUUCUAUAUGGGAUUAAAUAGAUAAAUUAGAUUCUCAAAUUAUAUUAAAAUUGGGGUUACUUUAAUUAAAUUCGGAUAGUAGCUUUCGUUAAAAUCCAGGAAAUGUGUUUUAUCCUGUUUGAAACUCAUCACGCCUGGAUACACAUGCGUUUUAGUGUGGUUGGUGUUUACACUUAGACUAGAACCAAGUGCCUUUCUCUUUAAAUCCCCAGUCAUUAUUCACUGAUAUACCAAAGGCAGAUAGCUACUAGCUUGUGCAAAUGAUGGGGUUCAUUUGUAACUAUUUAUGUUUCACCGUCGUUGAUCGGAUGAUUCAUUCUACCACUAGUAACUAUUCAAUUUCAAUAAAAAUUUGUCAGUACAUGGCAAUAUCGAGGCGAUCUGUUCAGAAUACUCUUCUGCCAAUAAUGAUAAUUAAAUCGUUCACCAGGUACUGCUCAACCGUAACUGUUAUCUGAACAUAAGAUGCUUCUCUUGGGAAACCAGCAUCUGCAAUGAUGCUGCCUUUCGAAAACGGAGGGAAUAAAUCAGAAAAGGUCGACCCUAAGGAUAUUACAACUCAUCCUACCCCACAGAUUUCCGUCACCCCCGGUAGUGAAGUGCGGAGCUAAGACAUCAAAAAAUUUCCACGACCGCCUUCAAGCAGUUAUGCCUUGAAUUCUGUAGUCAUGCACUGAAGUUCAUUGGAUUAAUUAGUUUGAUUUUGUUCGUCACUGUAAAUGUGCUAUAAAAAUUUAAUUGCCUGUGUGUGUACUGAUCGUAUACAGAACUAAUUGUUCUGAUUAAAACAACAUUGCUUUUUUUAUUAAGCUGAUAAAUUUGAAUGUAAAGUUUUCUUACUAAUAUGUAGUUUUGAUAGAACACUGAGAAGACGGAGUUGAUCUGAUCUCAUUGUUCUAUCAAAAUGUAUACAAUGGACUAAUUUAUUUAACAGGUAGUUGUUCUAAUCAGUGGUUACAGUAAUGACAGUUCUUACUCACUAGAUUUAAAGACCUUUUGCCUUAGAGACUGCUGAAAUUGAAGAUAAUUAUUCAUUCAGUCAGUCACUUGUUAGCAACGUAGAACCUAGGACAUAUUUGUCAGUCCAAGUUAUCAGAGCAUUUCAGCACAAUAAGAGAUGGUAAUAUCAAUAUUAUUACCAAAUUGGUGGAAGUAGGUAUGAUAUCAGUAAUAGUAAAACCAACUGGAUAUAGUUCACAAAAAAUGAAUCCAUGGAAUGCUAAUUAUAAAGUAACUUUAAAACUCAAAAAUCUAAUGAAAGACAAACAAUGAAUGGAUCUAUGCCAUUGUAACUGAUUCUGAGACAUUUUCUCCAAUAUCUCCAAAUAUUGUUAGUCUGGACCUAUCGACAAUGCUCAGAAUAACAACCAAUCACUUCAUAGACUGUUGUCAAGUUUUGAUUUGACCGUUUCUAGUCUUCUUUCGAAUUAGUACUCCUCUGCUCCUACUAACAUCGGUCGUUGAGGUGUUUAUGCGGCAGUUGGUGAUACGUAAUACACAGUUUCUCUACCUUAAUCUAUGAGUAUUUACAACCUCAGUCGACAGUAUAUGUCACGAAUUAAGUCCAACUUGACAAUCUCCGUUUCACCUGUUGCACCAUUGUGAACGAUUUUGGGCUAUGUUUUCUAGAGCAUCUAAUUAUGGGUCGUGACAAUCCCAUGCAUCCUAGCCAAGUAGUUUGCAUUUAUCUACAUGUCUCAGUCCAACAGUCGCUGUCUUUAUGGACUGAUGCAACACCUUGACUCGGCUUACUCCUAGCUUUCUUCCAGAUGACAUCGUCUGUUAAGGUAGGCGGUGGUUGGUUACUUCAUGAUUUCGUCUUUUCUUGUGUUAGUAUGUAGAUUAUGACAAGAACAUUUACUUUCUUUCUUUUCAGGUUUCACACCGAUUAAAAUUGAAAUAAUCAUUGAUAACUUUCCGCUUUCAAUGCAAUUGAUUCAGAUUUGUAUGCUAGUAGCAGUAGUAGCCUUCAUGAUAUGACUGGUCAUGAUGAUGAUAAUGAUAAUGAUUUCACAACUCCAGCAGUUCAUUGGUUAACUAAAGCAUUAAAAUUUAAUCCACAACAUAUAGAAGCAUGGUGUGAAUUAGGUGAUUCAUGUUGGCGACAAGGUGAUCCUUGCCAAGCUGCAGAUCAUUUUAGACAAGCAUUAAAAAUAGACCCAAAACAUGUAAAGGCACUUUGUAAUUUGUCAAUGGUAUUACGUCAGCCACCUAAUACUACUACUAAUAUUAGCGAGAAUAUCGAUAAUAUAUCAUCAUAUGAAUCUGAUAAAAGUAAAUCUCUAUCCUCCUCCUCCCCAUCAUCAUCAUCAUCAUCGUCAGAUACAUCGAUGAAAUGUUCCAUUUUUCAUCAAUCUGUUAAUUUAGCUCAUAAAGCAGUUAGUCAACAGCCUACAAAUGGUUAUGCAUGGUCUGUAUUAGGCAAUGCAUUACUUACUUUAUUUUUUAAAAGUUUUAGUUCAACUACUACAUCAACUAUUGUUUCAUCAUCUGAUCAAAAUUCAUCAAUCAAUAAAUCUCCACUAAUCUCAUCAUCACCACAACUUAUUAUGACACGAUGCAUUGCUGCAUAUGCACAAGCCGUCAAAGAUCGUUCAAUUGCAUUAGAGCCGAAUUUUCAUUACAAUCGUGGUUUAGCUUGGCAUUAUCAGGAUUUAUUUGGACAAACAUUGAAAUGUUGGCUGCAGGCUCUUUGCUUAGAUCCAGAAUGGCCUGCUCCACAAUAUGGUAUUAAACGUAUUAUUAAAUUUAUCAUGGAAUGGCAUAAAUUAAUGAAACAAUUCCACAAAAAACAAUCAAUUCAUGUUCACUCUACAGAAAUCGAGUCAAAUCAAAUAGAAUCAUCAUUUGGCACAUUAAAGACAAGUCCCAUUAAUCACGAAUCAUCAGUUGAUUCACAGCAAAUGAUUAAUGAAGAUGAGUUUAUUUCACCGCUUAGUCCGUUGAAGAAAUUGAUAGUAACAACUGUGCUUGAAAGUAGCAAUACAAUGAAUCCGGAUUCAUUUACCAGUAAUAUUAAUAGUAAUACUAAAGUUGUCCUCGAUCAAUCAGAUAUAAGUCAAAACGCAUCAUCAUUAAAUCCCAAAGAGAUAUCAGCAUUAAAUCGUCUACUAGGACCUUAUUGUCCAUUUUCUGACAAUGAUAAAAAUAAAUCUGGAUCAAAUUUCCAAACGAAACGGAGUAUUAGUGGUAGUAAGAAGAAAAAACAAUUGAAAGCUUCUAAAUAUAGUAGUAACAACAAUAAUAAUAACGACACUUUAACCAAUUCACCAAAGACUAAUGACAAUCCGUUAAAUUCAUUGGCUAAUUCACAUUGUUUACAGUUCACUCCAUUCAAUAAUUUACAAGUAGGAUUAAAUAAGAACACCGUAUGCAUUGGACGUGUAUUUGCUGAAUUACCUAAUGAUUCUGAUUUAGCAUUAAAUUUACUUUUAAUCGAUCCAUAUGGUACCCCAUUUGGUGUACGAUUGUAUAAUGUUGGAAAGGGUGUUGGACCAACUCGGAAAGAUAUCAUUGCUAUACCUCACCCAUUUGUUGAAGAAAUUUUAAUAGAAGGCUUCGUAUUACAUGCAUGUUUAAAUGCAUUGUCAAUUAUAGACAAUCAAUAUCUAUCUGAUAUGAUAGAGAAAUUUUCAUACCUUCGUACAUCUACAGCAACUACUACUACUACUACUACUACUGGCAACUUAGUAAGUAGUAAUGGUAGUAGCAGUGCUAACUGUACAAAAUCUGAAUCAAAUACUCAAUCUUCUAAUGAUGAAACUACUAUUAAUCUACCUAAUCAAUUAAUGAAUCUUCAUAUGCGCGUUAUACGUGUUCCAUUGCCAAAUUUUCUUGUAGUUAAUGGUCAAACAGUUGGAUCUAGUUGGACAGCUGUACCCGUUUUAAAAAAUAUUUUUUUUGCCUGACUAAGAUUAAUAGUUUGUAUCAGUCUUGUUUAUCACUGAUUACUUUUCUGGAUUUAUUACGUAACUGUGUUGGGUUUUUUUGUUGUGUAUAUGUGUGUGAUUUUGUCAAAUCUUUCAUGAGCUGACUAGUGUGAAUGUGUGUGUACACACUAAUAUAUAUAGUAGAUUGGUGACAGCUCUAAACUUAAAUUUUCCGUUCCUAUGUACUCAUAAGUGUAAUAUAUAUAAAUACAUGCUACUUGAAAUAAACCAUGUUUACUUCCACA
Messenger RNA from Schistosoma rodhaini, 5581 nucleotides. The record is from the annotation of a GenBank genome assembly. NCBI's taxonomy places the organism in Eukaryota, Metazoa, Platyhelminthes, Trematoda, Strigeidida, Schistosomatidae.